AAUCGAACUUUCAGUAUAUCUUGACCACUUUAAUGGAAACGAAUUUGUUUACGGUCAUGUUACUGAACGCAGUGUCCAUUCUCAUAUUCUGUUCAGUUUUUGUUUCGAUAAAUGCAACUCCUUCGAGUAGAGAAGGUGACGAGAAAUGUGGCUACGAGGCAUGUCCUGCAAUAAAACCGGAUAUGUUGAACGUGCACAUUGUGGCGCACACGCAUGACGAUGUUGGUUGGUUGAAAACCGUUGACCAGUACUACUUUGGAAGCAAAAAUACCAUACAGAAAGCAGGUGUUCAAUACAUCCUGGAUAAUGUUGUUCGGGCGUUGCUCCGUAAUCCUGACCGUCGAUUCAUUUACGUUGAAUCAGCAUUUUUCACAAAGUGGUGGAACGAACAAACCGAUAGUAAGAAAGAGGAAGUGAAAAUGUUGGUCAGGGAAGGACGACUAUCGUUUGCCGGUGGAGCAUGGUCAAUGAAUGAUGAAGCAAUUACACACUACCAAAGUAUUGUCGAUCAAUUCACGUGGGGAUUACGCUUUUUGAACGACACAUUCGGUGAAUGUGGACGACCAACGAUCGGUUGGCAGAUCGAUCCGUUCGGUCAUAGCAACGCUCAAGCCACACUGUUCUCCGAAAUGGGCUAUGACGGAGUGUUCUUUUCACGUUUAGACUACCAGGACAAAAUUAAACGAAUGAACGAAUCAAGAAUGGAAACCGUUUGGAAAUCGAGCCGAAGUUUGGAUGAUGCUGACAUCUUAGCUGGAGCCUUAUACAUGCAAUGGUAUAACGCUCCGAAUGGUUUCUGUUUCGAUUAUCUCUGGUGUGUGGACGAUCCGAUUAUAGACGAUAAACGUAGUGUUGAAUACAAUGUCGAUCGGAGGAUCUCUGAGUUCGAAAGUGUUAUGAGGGAUUACGAAAAAGUUUACCGCUCCAAUAAUGUUAUGCUGACGAUGGGGGGAGAUUUUACAUUUCAGAUUGCAGAGGCGUACUUCAAGAAUUUGGAUAAACUUAUCAAACACACCAACGAACGACAGUCUCAGCUAAAAAUAAAUGCAUUCUACUCAACACCUGCGUGCUAUUUAAAGUCGCUCCAUGAUUCGAACAUUGAAUGGCCCAUCAAGACCGACGAUUAUUUUCCGUAUGCGUCCGAUCCACAUUCGUAUUGGGCUGGAUAUUAUACGUCGAGGGCGACUUUAAAGGGAUUCGAACGGAUGGGCAAUCAUUUCCUCCAGAUAUGCAAACAGCUUACAGCCGCAUCUGAGGCUGAAGAAAGUUUCUUCGAAGAGAAUCUGAACAGUUUGAGGGGUAUAAUGGGCGUGAUGCAACACCACGAUGCUGUUACGGGAACCGAGAAGCAACACGUCACAGAUGCGUAUAGCCGUGAGUUACAUGCAUCCAUAUCGAAAUGUGAAAUGAACACAAAAUCAUCGCUGAACCAAUUCAUCACCAACACAUCCGAUACUACUGAAUGGAAAUUCAAUUUUUCGUCAUGCUUGCAGCUAAACAUUAGCACAUGCGAUGUUACCGAAUCCUCUACAAGAUUCGUUGUUACCGUGUACAAUCCCCUGUCUCAUACUACAAGUCAAUACGUACGCUUCCCCGUUGCCAAUUACAACUAUGAAAUUCGAGAUUCCAGCAAUAAUUUGGUCGCGUCACAGUUUCUACCAAUACCGACACCACUUGCUAAUCUUCACUAUCGCAAUAGUGAGGCCACUAACGAAGUUGCAUUCUAUGCUACUGAUAUUCCACCGGUCGGUUACAAAUCGUUCUUCGUCACACGCUUAACCGCUGCGGAUCCAGUCAAUAUUGAAACCCCACCAACGGGUGCUGCAACUGUUGGAGGCGAUGACUUUCAAAUCAGUUUCACAAAUGGAUUGCUGUCUGGAAUUACCAUCGAUGGCGAUACAAGUGAAUUGUCUCAGAAUUUCUUCUAUUACACUGGAGCGACUAUGAACAACAACAUCUUUGCAAAUCGGUCUUCCGGUGCGUAUAUAUUUCGUCCAGCACCGAAUACCUCUGACACCCUAAUUGGUACCAAUGUACAGAUAAGUGUCAUUCGCGGUAACCUUGUCGACGAAGUACAUCAAAUAUUCAACGAUUGGGUCAGCCAAGUGAUCAGAAUAUACAAAACUCUUCGACACAUCGAAUUUGAAUGGCUUGUUGGACCGAUUGCUACUGAAGAUAAUAUUGCGAAGGAAAUCGUUUCCAAAUUUACCACAAACAUCAAUAGUGAGUCGGUCUUUUACACCGAUUCGAAUGGACGUGAUAUGAUGAGACGGAAACGUGGCGAGCGGGAAACAUGGGAUGUUGAAAUGUUUGAGCAAAUAUCGGGGAAUUAUUAUCCAGUCACCACUAGGAUUGCAAUUGAAGACGAAAACUAUCGCCUUGCUGUGCUUACUGAUCGUGCCGAAGGAGGUUCCAGUUUGGAUGAUGGUACCAUCGAGUUAAUGGUCCACAGAAGACUGCUUCGAGAUGAUACAUUCGGUGUGGACGAAGCACUGAACGAAACAGCAUACGGCCAAGGUCUUAUUGUGCGUGGCAAACAUUGGCUGCAUUUCGGUAGAAAAACUAGUCAAAGUCCAACAUUGGAAGCUCGUGAACGUAUCCACCAAAAUCAAGUUCUAUUGCCAGUUUGGCCUUUCUUCGAUGAUGCUACAACAAUUAGCUUCAAUGAUUGGUCGAGUCAGUACACAAACACUUUUUCGGCCAUCGGUGCAGACCUUCCUGCCAACAUUUUUCUAAUGGCAUUCGAACCAUGGAAGGAUAAUUCAUUUUUGAUUCGAUUCGAACAUAUCAUGGAAACUGAUGAAGAUCCACAGCUCUCGAUGCCAGUCAGUUUCAAUGUGUCGCAUAUUUUCCCCGGCAGCUUUACAUUGUCUGAAGUUUCAUUGGGUGCAAAUCAAUGGAUUGAAAACAUGAGUCGGCUUCGUUUCAAGCACGAGGGAUCCGUUCGGCCAACGGAGGGCAAAUCGAAUAGGAAGCCAACGGAACGCCAGACAGAUGGAUCACAGUUUGUCGUUACCAUGAAUCCAAUGGAAAUUCGAACAUUUAUCAUGACGCCGAUAGUUGAUUCGGGCAGUGGCACAAAGUCACGCAUUGCGGUUGGAUUUGUUGUAUUAAUUUCCGUUUUGGUAAAUUUUAUUCGAAAAUAAAUUGCGAAGUCAACGUGGAAUUGAAAUGA
Messenger RNA from Bradysia coprophila, 3175 nucleotides. Its product is annotated as lysosomal alpha-mannosidase-like. Gene Ontology annotation, biological process: mannose metabolic process. Lineage: Eukaryota; Metazoa; Arthropoda; Insecta; Diptera; Sciaridae. The record is from RefSeq and is a predicted model, not a curated record. Gene Ontology annotation, cellular component: lysosome. Gene Ontology annotation, molecular function: alpha-mannosidase activity; carbohydrate binding.